GCGCUUAAUACUUGCAUGGUAACGGAACUCAUCUGCAUUACAACGCACAUCUUACGUGGACAUAUGAGACCAUGGUGCUGCUACACAGCAGCCGCCGGUUGAAGCUGCAGCCUUCGUGGACAUUUUGUCAAGGUAUGGAGCCAUUUCUUAACACUUCUCCUUUAAAAAUGCAAGUAAAGAGGUCGGGCAUUGUGAGCGUGGAGGUGUACAAGUGUCAAUAUAAAUGAUGACGACCACUGCGGACGAAGUGGAGAUGUUGGAAGGAGAAGUGUUGCGAGCGAUGCUACCUCAAGGCCAGCGGACCUUCGCACAGUGCAUGCGGGAUUGCUCAGAUCUACAUUACUUGAUGCAUAUAGGCAUUUGAGACUAGUAUCACAUCAAAUCGCUGUAUCCUGCAUGCUCGCCGCAUUCACUGGCCUUCAUAGACGACAACCGAGAAUUUUAACAUUGGCAUUUAAAACAGCCUUGCACACACUUCGUUCUGCGCAUAUCUGUUGUAAUGAGUAUUAGGCUUCACAGCAUGAGCGAGGUGCCAAGAUACCUCACCACAGUGAGUGUGCUUGUCCGGAGAAAUAUUGAAUAUAACUUCGUCAGCAUCGUUUGCUGCUUAUGUAUUCAUGACUUCAUGACGAAUGGAGCCAUGUUUUACCCUCAGGCCUCGGAAGAUGGGGCCGACGUCCAGCCGGGAAUGGAGCAGGCCUCGGAAGAUGGGGAUGACGUCCAGCCGGGAAUGGAGCAGGCCUCGGAAGAUGGGGAUGACGUCCAGCCGGGAAUGGAGCAGGCCUCGGAAGAUGGGGCCGACAUCCAGCCGGGAAUGGAGAAGUCCAUACUGGCGUCUGGGCAGGGGCUUUACCUGUCUAAAGCUGGAACCUGCCUUCCUGGAUGUCUGCUUCACGAGGCGAGCGUAGUUCCUGCGAACUAUGGUCAACAUCAAACCACCCAGCCGUACUGGAACUUAUUGGCAUGA
This is a messenger RNA of Volvox carteri f. nagariensis, 967 nucleotides long. RefSeq lists its product as uncharacterized. The record is from RefSeq and is a predicted model, not a curated record. The coding region runs from base 500 to 967 and encodes 155 amino acids. The transcript is spliced from 7 exons. Lineage: Eukaryota; Viridiplantae; Chlorophyta; Chlorophyceae; Chlamydomonadales; Volvocaceae.